Williopsis jadinii is the source of this 1146-nucleotide messenger RNA. RefSeq lists its product as uncharacterized. The record is from RefSeq and is a predicted model, not a curated record. The transcript has a single exon. NCBI's taxonomy places the organism in Eukaryota, Fungi, Ascomycota, Saccharomycetes, Phaffomycetales, Wickerhamomycetaceae. The coding region runs from base 468 to 1097 and encodes 209 amino acids.
UAGAGAUGUGAACGCAUCUUCUUAAACGAGUAAGGAACCCAAUUAAUUGGUGGAAGAGGCUGAAAUACGCUGCAGUAUUUAAGGAUGAAGUUAGAUAUUUUUACCUAUUACCUGCAGUAUGUGAUUCUAUUUUGGGAAAUUAUCUCUACGAGUUGUAUACGGUGGGUCUGAACUGUGACUUGUGAUGCUUGUUUAACCUGAGCCGAAUAAUAUUUGCAUAUGUUGAGCGGAGUGUUCUUUAAAUAACCAUUUGAGUACGCGCAGAUUGCGUUUACUGUCUCAAUUGCCAAUUGUCUGACUUGUAUACAUGAAAUUGCUGUUAGAUCCUGAUACCAAAAAUGGAACAGGGUUGGCUCAGCACCAAUGGCACUAUAUAAGGAGUACCAAAGUACCCAUCCCAGGCUCCAUGUCCUAAAUAACUGUACGUCCCAAAGUUAAUUCAGACAAUCGCUUUUAAAUCCAUCAUAAUGCGUGCGCAGUCGUUUAUUCCAAUCCUGGCCAGUUUGUCCUUUGCCAAUGCACUCUACUCCAACACAACAAGUUCAGAGGAGAUCAUCUCCAGUGAAAGUGAUGAGUCAACCACUACAAUCUGGGGAAUCUCAACUGUCACAGUGACGAAUGGUACAGUUACCAGCUACACAACGUACUGUCCAUUGACUACAAUCACUUGUACCCACACCUGCGACUAUGAAAUUCCAGAGACUGUCACCACCAUCUGGGACUACUCGACUUGUACUACUGAGAUUGAAGGUACUGUUACAACAUACACUACCUAUUGUCCAAUUACCACUGAGACUCUGACUAUAACAUCUUGUGACGAAACUGGGUGCCAUGUUGAGACACCAAAGGAAACAACCACCAAGGGGACAACCACUGAAGGAACAACGACUAAGGCUCCUUCAGAAGAGACCACAUUGACCUCGGCAACUACAGGAACAACAACUGAGUCUCCAAAGGAAACCACAUCAAAGGAGACCACCUCUGCUGAAACCAAAACCACAGAGGCGUUGAGUACUUAUUCUGUAGCCACGAAUGAAAACUUGGGCUUCAAGCUCGGUAUGAGCGCAAUGGGCUUGGUUGCAGCUCUCUUGGUCUGAUAGAUGGGCCCCUUAUAGCUUCCUAUUUCCGUCUUUUUUGUCGAUUCUC